GUGUACGGAUUCUAUGAUGAAUGCAAACGACGUUAUUCUGUGAAACUGUACUAUGUAUUUCAGGACCUAUUCGACUCGUUGCCGCUAUGUUCUCUAGUCAGCGGCCGAAUUUUGGGAAUGCAUGGAGGUCUUUCGCCAAAGCUGACAUCGUGGUCAAUGAUGGACGAGAUCACACGACCUCUCGAUCCCGAGGAUAACCCAUUAGCCAUGGAUUUGUUAUGGUCGGAUCCCGAUCAGUACACCCAAGGAUGGGCACGGAACAGUCGUGGUGUCUCAUACGUGUUUGGCUCAGAUGUGGUGAAGAAAUUCGCUGUCGGCGAUAUGGAUCUGAUUUGUUAG
Messenger RNA from Cooperia oncophora, 339 nucleotides. The record is from the annotation of a GenBank genome assembly. NCBI's taxonomy places the organism in Eukaryota, Metazoa, Nematoda, Chromadorea, Rhabditida, Trichostrongylidae.